AUGAACCUCUCAGCCUUCCGCCCCGCCUUCCGUCCGCUAAACCAAUCCGUCUUCCGCAACCCAUGUCUUUUCCAAAGAACAGCCCAACCGCAACAACACCGAACCCCAUCAACAACAUCCGCCUUCUCAUCGACAUCCCGCCUGGAAAAGCGCAGUAAAGGCGGCAGCAAAAACGACCCGCGAAUCACAUCAAUCCGCUACCACCUCUCGCACCCCCUCACCCCGCGACCCCUCCUCUUCUCCCGCAACCGCCACCUCCGCCACUGGACCAUCCACCGCGCAUGGCUCCUCUUCCUGCGCAAGCGCCGCUGGGCCGAGGAGCGCGACCUCGAGCGCCAGUACAUGAGCAUGCGCGACGCGUGCGAGCACCUGCGGCUGCUGGACAGCCAGGGGAACCGGGUAGGGGAGAUGGAGGCCGGUGGGCAGGGGCCCGAUGCGGGGCGCUUGGGCGUGAGGGGAAAGGAUGUGGGCAGGUUGUAUCGCAGUGCUAUGCUCAAGAGGGGGGUGUGGGGGAGCGUGCCCGUCGAGUAUGCGAGGAUGCAGACGGAUUUUCCGGGGCGGGAGGGCUGGAAUCAUGGGUGGACUAGGAAUUGA
This is a messenger RNA of Dothidotthia symphoricarpi CBS 119687, 594 nucleotides long. RefSeq lists its product as uncharacterized. Lineage: Eukaryota; Fungi; Ascomycota; Dothideomycetes; Pleosporales; Dothidotthiaceae. The transcript has 2 exons. Gene Ontology annotation, molecular function: structural constituent of ribosome. The record is from RefSeq and is a predicted model, not a curated record. Gene Ontology annotation, biological process: mitochondrial translation. The coding region runs from base 1 to 594 and encodes 197 amino acids.